Molecule: messenger RNA, 1575 nt
Organism: Solanum verrucosum
Lineage: Eukaryota; Viridiplantae; Streptophyta; Magnoliopsida; Solanales; Solanaceae
Exons: 1
Coding region: 1-1575 (524 amino acids)
Source: RefSeq, a predicted model, not a curated record
AUGGAACCUUUCUCGGACAAUACUAACAUUCAAAGUGCCAAAAAUCAGUUAGCUAUGGAUCAUGGUGUGAGCAAUUGCAAUGGUAAAAUCUGGCUCUUUUGGAACAUGGACAUUGAUUGUGUAGUUCUAGAGGAGGAUGAACAACAAAUUACCUGUGAAUUUAGGCAUAAUGAACUCCAAAACCACUUCACCACCACUUUUGUGUAUGCCAAAUGUAAAGACCAUCUCAGAAGGCCUUUAUGGGAUAGGAUGUUACAUCAAUCUGCUGAUAUUGAUAGGCCUUGGUGUUCUGUGGGAGACUACAAUGUUAUUACUUCUAUUGAAGAAAAACUGGGAGGGGUUCCUUACAACAUGAGAAAAAGUCUUGAAUUCAUUGCUAUUAUUGAGGCCUAUGGUCUUAUAGAUUUAGGCUUCAGUGGACAGAAAUUUACCUGGUCCAACAACAGGGGUAUACAACAGAGAGUUUGGAAAAGACUGGACAGAGCUCUAGUUACUGAUGCCUGGCUGGAAAAGAUGCCUCAGACUACUAUCACCCAUCUACCUUCAGUAGGGUCAGAUCACUGCCCUCUAUUGAUGGAAAUGAAUGCUAGGGAAGAUGAUCAGAUCAAAUAUUUUAAAUUUCUUAAUUGCUGGACUGACCAACCUAAUUUCCUUGAUAUUGUUAAAGCCUACUGGGACAGGAAUGUUGAGGGUAACAACAUGUGCAAAUUUCAUCAGAAACUGAAGAGAUUGUCCAACACUCUUAGCAACUGGUCCAGAGAGGAGUUUGGGGAUAUUUUUGCUAAAGUCAGGGAUUUUGAGGAGAAGGUCAAAACAAUGGAGAAGCAGCUGAUUCAAGAUCCAAGUGAGAGUAAUAUAACUAUACUUCAUGAACUCAAUGCUAGGUAUAUCAAAUUCUUGAAGAUAAAAGACUCCAUUUUGAAACAAAAAACACAGUUGCAGUGGUUCAAGGAAGGUGACUGCAAUACAAAAUAUUUCCAUUCCCUGAUAAGGGGAAGAAGACGAAGGAUUUUCAUUCAUAAAAUUAUCAGGGAGGAUGGGGAAUGGAUACAGGGAGAUGAGGUUAUUGCUGAAGCUGCCUGCGACCAUUUCCAGAAAAUCUUCACAGGAGAUAACAAAAUCAUAAAUGAGGAUGUCCUGGACUGUAUACCACAGAUGGUCACCCAGGAACAAAAUGUUGGACUUACUGCUAUGCCUAAUCUGGAAGAGUUGAAGGAAGUAGUAUUCUUCAUGAACCCCAACUCUGCAGCAGGUCCUGAUGGGAUGAAUGGAUACUUUUUUCAAAAGUGUUGGCACAUUAUCAAACAUGACCUUUUUGGUGUAACUCAUGCAUUCUUUUGUGGUCAAAUGAUUCCCAAGUAUUUCUCUCACUCUUGCAUUGUGCUCCUCCCUAAGGUGAAAAAUCCUAACAAACUUUCAGAAUUCAGGCCCAUUAGUCUAAGCAACUUCACUAGUAAGAUUAUAUCUAAGCUAGUAAGUUCUAGACUAAGUCCUAUUCUACCUAGUUUGGUUUCCCUUAAUCAGUCGGGGUUCGUCAAAGGGAGAAGUAGUUCAGAAAAUAUUAUGCUGGCCUAA